This is a messenger RNA of Paramecium tetraurelia, 1290 nucleotides long. RefSeq lists its product as uncharacterized. The record is from RefSeq and is a predicted model, not a curated record. NCBI's taxonomy places the organism in Eukaryota, Ciliophora, Oligohymenophorea, Peniculida, Parameciidae. Gene Ontology annotation, molecular function: ATP binding; protein serine/threonine kinase activity. Gene Ontology annotation, biological process: intracellular signal transduction; protein phosphorylation. Gene Ontology annotation, cellular component: cytoplasm. The transcript has 8 exons.
AUGGGAUGUGUGUGUGAAAAAUCGAAACGAGUGCAACCUGAACCUGCAUAAAUAGAAGUUCAUCCCUGUGAAACAGCUCAACCUUAAUCUCAAAAUGUCAAAUAAACCUCUCUCAAGCAACUAAAAAUACCUUAAAAGAAGAAGAAAGUAAGAGAAACUCAGAAACUGGUCAAGAGCACUAAUGAAGAGGGAGUGAAAAUGAUUAACGAUUACAUUUUUGAUGAAUUCCUUGGAGAAGGAGCAUUUGGUAAAGUCAAGUUGGCAUUCAAAAGAUCAAGUGGACAGAAAUAUGCUAUUAAAAUAAUGAGGAAGAGUAAACUGAAACGAUAGAGAGAGUAUAUUAAGGAUGCAAAGGGAAAUAUGGUGAUUAAGGAUGCACUCUAAGAUGUAAGGAGAGAAAUAGCCAUCAUGAAGAAACUCAGACAUAAGAACUUAAUUCAGUUGUUUGAAGUCAUUGACAAUCCAAACAAUGAUAAACUAUUUAUGGUCUUGGAGUAUGCUGAGGGUGGACAAGUGAUUGAAUGGGAUGACGAUGAAUGCAAGUUUUAUUUGGUCAAUGAGUCAGUUGUACUUGAUGAACCAUUACUCAAUUAGAUAUUUCGUGAUUGUAUCAAGGGUCUCAAUUAUUGUAACAUGCAUAAGAAUGGUGUAGUUCAUAGGGACUUAAAACCAUAGAAUGUUCUCUUGACUAAUAAUAAAACUGCUAAAAUUGCUGAUUUUGGAGUUUCUACUAUGGUUGGCAGUAAAAAUGAUGUAUUGGACAAUACUCAAGGAACCUACUAUUUCAUGCCUCCUGAAGCAUGCGAUAAAGAUAGAGUGAAAGAUGGUUACUCUGGUAAAUCAGCUGAUAUUUGGGCAUUGGGAAUUACUUUUUUUGCCUUUGCUUAUUUAGAUGUUCCAUUUACAGGUUCAUCUAUUCCUGAUAUCCUUAAUAAUAUUGCACAUAAUGAAAUUACAUUUCCGUAAAGAGCUGAUAUUAGUGAUGGCUUAAAAGAAUUUCUACAAUUCAUCUUAUAAAAAGACCCUAAGAAUAGACCAAAGAUACCAGAGAUAGCCAAACAUCCAUGGUUGAAUGCUUAAAAUAUGAAUUUAUGGGAUGAAAUAAAUAAAGAAGAGUAAACAGAUAUGGAGAUCGCGUAAACAGAUAUAGAUAAUGCUUAUUCAUUGAGUUCGAUAAUGAUGAUAAAAAAUUGGGCAUUUAAAUGGAGAACCACCUCCAAUCUAAAAAAGAUGUCGAAUAUCCAAUAAACACAACCAUAACAAAUCAAUUCAGAAUAGAUAAUUAAAUGA